GAGAGCUUUGCAGUCUCUUCGCGUCGUUAAGACUGGAAAUACUACACGCUUAAAAAGGCUCGAGAUACUGGAAAUAAAUGAUCGAUUAGUUAUUGAUUUCCCAUGUUAAAAGAUCUAAGCUGUCAAGACGGCUGUAAACUUUGUAAUGGGGACAACGGACUCUCGGCGAUUCGGUGUGUUUUUAUCUUUGUUUUUUCCGGUAUACCGUUAUUUAUUCUAAGGCAGGAUGAAAUAUGAAGUAUCGACAGUGAAGAUAAGGGUAUUAAUUCAAGCAAAAUAAGCGUAGCCUACAAGCAGAAGCGUCUUGCGAGAGCAGAAGAAGGGCUCGCCUCUCUCUCGUCUCAAAUCACAGAAGAAGAAAAAAAUCAGGGGAGAUAUAUGAACGCUUGUUCAGAGAAACUGUUUUUAAAGGUAUUUUCGUUCAUUCUUGUUGCUCUUUUGGUGUAAAAAUAUUUCAACUAAAAUUCUCUAACCCCGCCGUCCGCAUGAGAUGGUUCAGUCCAGCUGCAGAAGCGGAGUCUCAAUGCAUUGGGAUUUUUCUCAGCGCCGACACAAAGUGAAUCUUCCUUUUAAAACCAUCUGAUAACGUGCCUGCCAAAAAUCCUGCCAUGAGCGCCGCUUUGAAUUCUGACGGAACGGGACUAGUAAGGACAGCAUGCAGAUGCGCAUAUAGCGGGGCGAGGAAACUGGACGGACUAGGGAUUUUUGCGCUAAUGAAGGUGGGAGUACAAGCGCACUACUGGAGCCGGGUUCUCUUCUUGUAUAUGGGGUUGCUGGCUGCAUCGGUAAAGGCUCAGAACUGCAGCUACACGUUACACAGUCUAAAUGGGACGAUCGAGAGCCCAGGAUACCCAUACGGAUAUCCCAACUAUGCCAACUGCACAUGGGUGAUCGUCACUCAGGACCACAACCGAAUACAGCUGGUGUUCCAGGGGUUCGCUCUAGAGGAAGACUUUGACAUCCUCUCGGUCUACGAUGGACAGCUCAGCCCCAGUAACCUACGAACACGGUUGACGGGGUUCCAGCUCCCGGCCCCCAUCAUCAGCACGGGCCCCAGGCUCACACUGUGGCUCCUGUCGGACUACGCGGUCAGUGGGCAGGGCUUCAAAGCCGCAUUUGACGCCCUGCCCAGUUACACCUGCGGGAACCCGGGUCAGCUCCAAAAUGGCCUGCAGCAAGGCUCCACCUUCAACAUCGGAGAAAAGAUUCGGUACAGCUGCAGUGCCGGGUACGUGCUGGAAGGACACACCGUCCUGUCCUGCCUGGCCACCUCUACUGGGACCGCUGCCUGGGACUUCCCCCUGCCCUACUGUCGAGCUGAUGACGGGUGUGGAGGGACACUGAGGGGUCAGAGCGGUGUCAUCACCAGCCCAAACUACCCCCAGGACUACAACAACAACGCGGACUGCACCUGGACAGUCCUGGCCGAGCCGGGGGACACCAUCGCUCUGGUCUUCUCCGACUUCCAGCUAGAAGAGGACUACGACGUCCUGGAGAUCAGCGGCACAGAGGGAUCCUCGCAGUGGUUCACAGGCCCAAACCUCCCAUCUCCCAUCAUUAGCAGUAAAAACUGGCUGAGGCUCCACUUCACCUCAGAUGGGAACCAUAAACUGAGAGGCUUCAGUGCGCAGUACCAAGUGAAGAAAAUGUCAGAGUUGAAGUCAAGAGGAGUCAAGAUGCUUCCCAGCAAGGACAACCACCAAAAAAUCUCUGUCUUGUCACAGAUGGGUGUGGCACAGGGACACAACAUGUGUCCGGAUCCGGGGAUCCCGGAACGGGGGAAGAGAAAGGGCUCCGACUUCAGGAGAGGGUCGACGGUGCACUUCUCCUGCGACGAGGGCUACGAGCUCCAGGGCUCCAAGAGCAUCACCUGUCUGCGCGUGACGGACAGCUACGUGGGCUGGAGCGACGACCGGCCCAUCUGCAGGGCACCCAUGUGUGGUGGACAGCUCCGUGGUCCCAGUGGCAUCAUCACUUCACCCAACUUCCCUGUCCAGUACGACAACAACGCCAACUGCACCUGGAUUAUCACGACGGCUGACCCCUCCAAGGUGAUCAAGCUGACUUUUGAGGACUUCGACCUGGAGAGAGGCUACGACACACUGACUGUGGGGGACGGAGCAUCAAUUGGAGAUCAGAAGACAGUCUUUCAUGUGCUAUCCGGAACCAGCACACCAGACCUUGUGGUCAGCACCAGUAACCAGAUGUGGCUCAACUUUAAGACCGAUGACACAAGUGGCUCGCUGGGAUUCAAAGUCUCUUACGAAGAAAUCGAUCAGGGCAGCUGUGGAGACCCAGGCAUCCCUGCCUAUGGCAAGCGAGAAGGGUCAGGCUUCCGUCACGGGGACAGGCUGCAUUUUGAGUGUCUCCCAGCCUUUGAGCUUGUUGGGAAAAAGAACAUCACCUGUCAGAAGAACAACCAGUGGUCGGCCAAGAAGCCCGGCUGCGUAUUCUCCUGCUUUUUCAACUUUACCACCCCGUCGGGCAUUCUCCUGUCGCCGAACUACCCUCAGGAGUACGGGAACAACAUGCACUGCGUGUGGCUCAUCAUCACCAAGCCAGAGAGCCGCAUCAACCUGGCCUUCAACGACCUCAGCAUGGAGAAGCAGUUCGACUUCCUGUCUGUGAAGGAUGGGGGCAAGGCUGAGUCGCCCAUCUUGGGCACCUUCUCUGGCGACGUGCUGCCCUCACCCAUCACCACCAGUGCCCACGUGGCAAGGCUGGAGUUCCUGACUGACCACACCAACACUGACAGAGGAUUCAACAUUACAUUCACCACAUUCCGGCACAACGAGUGCCCCGACCCGGGCGUCCCUGUCAAUGGGAAGCGCUUUGGAGAGAGCCUGCAGCUGGGCAGCUCCAUGUCCUUCCUGUGCGAGGAGGGCUUCGUGAAGACGCACGGCUCCCUCACCAUCUCCUGCAUCCUUAAGGACGGGAACGUGGUGUGGGACAACGCCGUGCCGCGCUGCGAAGCACCCUGUGGAGGGGACCUCAAGGCCCCCAGUGGGAUCAUCCUGUCCCCAGGGUGGCCAGAGCUCUAUAAGGAGGCUUUGAACUGUGAGUGGGUCAUCGAGGCACCACCUGGGUACCCUAUCAAGAUCAUCUUCGACAAGUUCCGGACAGAGGUGAACUACGAUAUUUUGGAGGUGCGCGACGGGCGAUUCCCCUCGUCCCCCUUGAUUGGCAGCUACCAGGGCACCCAGGUGCCGCAGUUCCUCAUCAGCACCUCCAACUUCCUGUACCUGCUUUUCUCGACCGACAAGAGCCAGUCCGACAUUGGGUUUCGCAUCCGUUAUGAGACGGUGCAGCUGCAGUCCGAUCACUGCGUGGACCCAGGCAUCCCUGUGAAUGGCCAGCGGCAUGGCAACGACUUCUAUGUGGGCGCCCUGGUGACGUUCAGCUGUGACUCGGGGUACAGCUUGAGUGACAGCGAGCCCCUUGAGUGUGAGCCCAACUUCCAGUGGAGCCGCCCCCUCCCCAGCUGUGACGCUCUCUGUGGAGGAUACAUCCAAGGAAACGCAGGAACCAUCCUUUCCCCCGGCUUCCCUGACUUCUACCCCCACAAUCUCAACUGUACCUGGAUCAUUGAGACUUCACAUGGUAAAGGUGUGCAGUUCACCUUUCACACCUUCCAUCUGGAGAGCCCGCACGACCACUUGCUGGUGACGGAGAACGGCAGCUUCUCCGAGCCGCUGUGGAGGCUCACGGGCUCCACGCUGCCCCCUCCGCUCAGCGCCGGCCUGUUCGGCAACUUCACCGCCCAGAUCCGCUUCCUCUCCGACUUCUCCGUGUCCUACGAGGGCUUCAACAUCACCUUCUCUGAAUAUGAUUUAGAGCCUUGUGAGGACCCUGGCGUGCCCCCGUUCAGCACACGCAAGGGCCUGCAGUACGGAGUGGGGGACACUCUCAUCUUCUCCUGCUUCCCGGGGUAUCGGCUGGAGGGGCCGCCCAGGGUCACGUGUCUGGGGGGGCGGCGGCGGGUGUGGAGCUCCCCUCUGCCAAGGUGUGUGGCUGAGUGUGGCUCCUCAGUGACUGGCACCCAAGGGGUCCUUCUCUCACCGAACUACCCGGCCUACUACGGGAACAACCAUGAGUGCAUCUACUCCAUCCAGACCCAGCCGGGCAAGGGCAUCCAGCUGCGGGCUCGAGACUUCCACCUGGAGGAGGACGACACGCUCAAGGUGUUCGACGGCAACAGUAACCGCGCUCGUCUGCUGGGCUCCUUCACGAGCACGGAGCUGCUGGACACAACACUCAACAGCACGUCCAGCUCACUGUGGCUGGAGUUCAUCAGCAAUGCAGAGAACACCAGCAAAGGGUUCGAGCUGCACUUUACAAGCUUUGAGCUGGUGAAGUGCGAGGACCCCGGAGUGCCCCAGUUUGGCUACAAGAAGGAGGACAAGGGCCACUUUGCGGGCAGCGCGGUGUCCUACAGCUGCAACCCGGGAUACAGUCUGAAGGGAAGCGAGGUGCUGACGUGCCUCAGGGGAGAGAGGCGGGCCUGGGACAGCCCCCUCCCCCUCUGCGUAGCUGAGUGCGGAGGUGUGAUGAAAGAUGAGCUCAGCGGGCGUAUACUGUCCCCUGGCUACCCGGCCCCUUACGAUCACAACCUGCACUGCAUUUGGACUAUUGAGGCAGCCUCCGGAAGCACCAUCGGGCUGCACUUCCUGGUCUUUCACACGGAGGAGGUGCACGACGUGUUGCGCAUUUGGGACGGUCCCCAGGAGGGCGGGGUCCUGCUUCGGGAGCUGAGCGGUUCUGUCCUGCCUCCGGACACCCACAGCACCUUCAACUCCAUUAGCAUGCAGUUCACCACUGACUUCUUCACCAGCAAGCAAGGCUUUGCCAUACAGUUCUCCGUUUCCACUGCUACUUCCUGUAAUGACCCGGGCACGCCCACCAACGGAACACGCAGUGGAGACAGCAGGGAGCCGGGCGACCGUGUGGUGUUCCAGUGUGAUCCUGGGUACGUCCUACAGGGGGCGACCAAAAUCACCUGCACAGAAAUCAACAGCCGCUUCUUCUGGCAGCCCGACCCACCUACCUGUAUAGCACCAUGUGGGGGAAACCUGACGGGUCCCAGUGGGCUGAUCCUUUCCCCAGAAUACCCUGAGCCCUACCCCCACGGCCGCGAGUGUGACUGGACCGUUACUGUGACACCCGACUAUGUCAUCGCGCUCAACUUCAACCAGUUCAGCCUUGAGCCCAGCUAUGACUUCCUGCACAUCUACGAUGGGCCGGACUCCCUCAGUCCACUUCUUGGCAGUUAUUACGGGAUCGAUGUCCCAGAUCGGAUUGAGAGCAGCUCCAACACACUGUUCCUGGCCUUCCGUAGCGACGCUUCCCUCAGCAGCAAUGGCUUCGUCCUACAGUACACAGAGAAUCCAAGAGAAUCAUGUUUUGAGCCAGGCCCAGUCCGAAAUGGAACUCGUGUCGGUACUGACCUGAAGCUGGGGUCCACCAUAACCUUCUACUGUGACAGCGGUUACAUCAUUGAGGGAGACUCUGCCCUCACCUGUAUCAUGGGGGGUGACGGAAAGCCCAGCUGGAACAAACCACGGCCGACCUGCAUUGCUCCAUGUGGUGGACAGUACUCUGGGAUGGAAGGUGUGGUGUUAUCCCCUGGUUACCCUGGUAACUACAGCCGAGGCAGGACUUGCCAUUAUUCUGUUGUCGUACCAAAGGACUACGUGGUGUUUGGCCAGUUCGCAUUCUUCCAGACGGCCCUGAAUGAUGUGGUGGAGGUGUACGAUGGAGCCACACAGAACUCCCGUGUUCUAAGCUCGCUCUCUGGGGCACACACUGGCGAAUCCCUACCCCUGGCAACCUCCAACCAAAUCCUCAUCCGAUUCAACUCGAAAGGCCAGGUUACUUCCAGAGGGUUCCACCUCGUCUAUCAAGCGGUUCCCCGCACCAGCGCCACCCAGUGCAGCUCGGUCCCGGAGCCUCGCUACGGCAAGCGCCAGGGGAACAACUUCUCCGUGGGCGCGGUCAUCCGCUUCGAGUGCGACUCGGGCUACGUGCUGGAGGGGGCCAGUGCCAUCGAAUGCCUGACUGUCCCCAAUGCGCUGGCACAGUGGAACAGCACCAUCCCCAGCUGUGUCGUUCCCUGUGGGGGAAAUCUAACCCAGCGGACUGGAACCAUCUUGUCUCCAGGCUUUCCUGACCCAUACCUGAACAGUCUGAACUGUGUGUGGAAGAUCACUGUGCCGGAAGGUUCUGGCAUUCAGAUCCAGGUGAUCAGCUUCAUGACAGAGCAGAACUGGGACUCACUGGAGGUGUUUGAUGGAGGCGAUAACACUGAUACCAUGCUGGGCAGUUUCUCGGGCACAACUGUUCCAGCACUGUUGAACAGCACAUCCAACCAACUGUACCUGCAUUUCUUCUCUGACAUCAGUGUGUCUGCAGCUGGCUUCCGGUUGGAGUACAAGACGGUGUCUCUCACAAGCUGUCCCGAGCCUGUCGUUCCCAUGAAUGGGAUGAAGGUUGGCGACCGCCUGCAGAUGAACAAUGUGGUGUCAUUUCAAUGCGAGCCAGGCUACACCCUGCAGGGAAACUCUCACAUCUCCUGCAUGCCGGGCACUGUCAGGCGCUGGAAUUUCCCACCUCCACUCUGCAUCGCUCAGUGUGGUGGUGUCCGGGAAGAAAUGGAGGGCAUGAUCCUGAGUCCUGGUUUCCCAGGAAACUACCCGAGCAACAGCGACUGCACCUGGAGGAUCUACCUGCCUGUCGGAUAUGGUGCACAUUUGCAGUUUCUAAACUUCUCCACUGAGGCCAAUCACGAUUUCCUGGAGAUCCGCAAUGGCCCCUUCGAGACCAGCUCCAUUAUUGGUCGCUUCAGCGGGCAGGAAGUUCCCUCCUCCCUCCUCACCACCUCGCAUGAGACCACAGUCUACUUCCACAGUGACCACUCCCAGAACAAGCCAGGCUUUCGCUUCGAGUACCAAGCCUAUGAGCUUCAAGAGUGCCCUGACCCAGAGCCUUUUCGAUACGGGGUGGUGGUGGGUGCCGGGUAUAACGUAGGCCAGUCCAUCUCUUUCGAGUGCCAGCCAGGAUAUCAGCUCAUGGGCCACGCCAUCCUCACGUGCCAGCAUGGCACCACCCGCAACUGGGACAACCCCUUCCCUCGGUGUGAAGUGCCCUGUGGGGGUAACAUCACUUCGGAGAACGGGACCAUCUUCUCGCCCGGGUACCCCGAGGAGUACCCCAGCUCCACCGACUGCACCUGGCUGAUCACAGUGGCCCCCGGCCUCGGGGUCAGCCUCAACUUCACCCUGCUCCAGGUCCACGGGCCGCACGACUUCAUCACCAUCUGGGACGGCCCCCAGGAGUCAGCCCGCAAACUGGGCGUGUUCACCGAGGGCGAGCCAGCCGGCUCCACAAGCAGCACCUCCAAUCAGGUGCUGGUGCGCUUCCGUAGCGACUCGGAAAAAGGAGGGCUGUUCAAAAUCAAUUACCAAGCCUACCGACUUCAAUUCUGCCUCCCCCCUCCAAUCAUACCCCACGCGGAAAUCCUGAUGGCGAGCAAGGAGUUUAAAAUAGGGGACAUUGUGCGUUACAGGUGCCUUCCCGGGUACCAGCUCAGCGGAAACGACAUCCUCUCCUGUCGGUUUGGGACCCAUCUUGAGUUUGAAGGACCACCGCCGUCAUGCGAAGUGACAUGUCCCAUGAACGAGGUGCUGACAGAUUCUACGGGCGUGAUCAUGAGCCAGACGACGGGUGGAGGGUUUCCUCACUUUGAGACCUGCUCCUGGGUUGUGAAGGUGGAGCCAGGCUACAACAUCUCCCUCACCAUCGAGCACUUCCAGACAAACAGGCAGUUUGAUGAGCUGGAGGUCUUUGAUGGUCCCUCUAGGCAAAACCCACUUCUCAUCACGCUGAGUGGAAACUACUCCUCCCCCCUCACCAUCACCAGCUCCUCCAAUAAGGUCUACCUGCAUUGGUCCUCUGACCACGCCUCCAGCCAAAAGGGUUUCCGGAUUCGCUACUCAGCCUCCUACUGCAGCCCGCCCAACGCCCCCGCCAACGGCUCGGUCCACAGCCAGACGGGCACCAAGCUGGGCAGCACCCUGCGCUUCAGCUGCGACCAGGGCUUCCGCCUCAUUGGCCAGAGCAGCGCCACCUGUACCCGCACCCCUCUGGGCCUGUACCAGUGGAACGCCCCGGUCCCGCUCUGCCAAGUGGUGUCCUGUGGCAUCCCAGCGUCUCCUGUAAAUGGUACCGUAACGGGUCGGGAUUACACCUUGGGCUCCAGGGCCAUCUAUCAGUGUAACCCCGGCUUCCAGCUGCCAGCCUCCCACGCCGUGUCCAUCAUCUGCCAGGAGAACGGGAGGUGGACCCCCCCUGACACUCCGCCCCGCUGCACGCCGGUUACAUGCCCCGAUCUCGGCCACUCAGCAGUAGACCAUGGCAGGUGGAGGCUGAUCUUUGGAACGCCGAAUCAAUAUGAUGCCAUAAUGAUGCUGAUCUGUGACCCCGGCUACUACUACAGGGGUCAGCGAGUCAUCCGUUGCCAGGCCAACGGAACUUGGGACUACCCAGAUCCUCACCCUGUUUGUGAUAUUAUUUCCUGUGGGGAGCUGGGCACCCCUCCAAACGGGAAUAAGAUCGGAACCCUGACCGUGUACGGGGCCACGGCCAUCUUCUCCUGCAACACGGGAUACACGCUGGUGGGCUCCAGGGUCAGGGAGUGCAUGUCCAAUGGGCUCUGGAGCGGAACUCAGGUCCAGUGUCUUGCUGGGCACUGCGGCACGCCUGAGCCCAUCGUGAAUGGGCAGGUCAUCGGGGAGAACUAUAACUACCGAGGCAGCGUGGUGUACCAGUGCAGCCCGGGGUUCCGACUCAUCGGCGUGUCUGUGCGGAUCUGUGAGCAGGACCACCGCUGGUCCGGGAAGACCCCAGUGUGUGUCCCAAUCACUUGUGGCCACCCGGGAAAUCCCACCAACGGCAUGACUCAGGGCACUCAGUUCAACCUCAACGACAUUGUGCGCUUCAUCUGCAACACGGGCUACGUGCUGCAGGGCGCUGGCAAAUCUCAGUGCCAGCCCAACGGGCAGUGGAGCAACAGCUUGCCAACAUGUAAAAUUGUGAACUGUACUGACCCCGGCCACGUGGAGAACAGCGUUCGGCAGGUCAUACCCAGUGGCCCCCACCGCUUCAGCUUCCAGACCACCGUGUCCUACAGCUGUAAUCCCGGCUACUACCUUCUGGGCACUGGCGCACUGGCCUGCCAAGGGGACGGAACAUGGGAUCGCUCCCUCCCCAAGUGCCUAUUGACUCUGUGCGAUCGCCCCAGCAUGCCCCCCUACGCCCAGAUUUCGGGGGAUCGGCGCACCGUGGGCGCGGUGAUCCGGUUCAGCUGCAUCGGACAGCGCUCCGUUGUGGGGAACACCACGCGGAUGUGCCAGCUGGACGGGCACUGGAGCGGGUCGCUGCCACAUUGCUCCGGAGAGUCCCUGGGCCUUUGCGGAGACCCCGGGGUGCCUGUGCACGGUAUCCGCCUGGGAGAGGAGUUCUCCGUGAGCAGCGUGGUGCGCUUCAGCUGCGAGCCCGGAUACGCGCUGAAGGGAUCGUCAGAGAGGUCCUGCCUGGCCAAUGGGACGUGGACGGGGACUCAACCUGAAUGCCAUGUGGUGUCCUGUGGAAACCCUGGAACUCCACGUAACGCUCAGGUUCUGUUUCAUGACGGCGUAGUGUUCUCCCGCUCCAUCACCUACUCCUGCCGCGAGGGUUACUACUCCACUGGACUCCUGACCCGCCACUGCACAGUCAACGGCACCUGGACCGGUACCAUGCCAGAGUGCACAGUAAUCAACUGUGGGGACCCAGGGGUGCCAGCCAAUGGCGUGAGGCUAGGGAACGACUUCAUUUACAGCCACACCGUGACGUUCCAAUGCUCUCCUGGAUACACCAUGGACGCCGACCGCGCCUCCAGCCUGGUCUGCACCAAAGACCGCACCUGGAACGGGACCAAGCCCAUGUGCAGAGCCAUCGUGUGCGGGUCCCCGCCCCCCAUACCGAACGGGAGGGUGGUGGGCACAGACUUCCAGUGGGGUUCCAGCGUGAGCUACGCCUGCAUCGAGGGGUACCAGCUGUCCCUGCCCGCCGUGCUCACCUGCCAGGGCAGUGGAAACUGGAGCGGAGAGAGGCCCCAGUGUUUCCCGGUGUUCUGCGGAGACCCGGGGAUUCCCUCGGACGGCCGGAGGGAGGACCGGGGGUUCACCUACCUCUCCUCGGUGGCCUUCUCCUGCUUUCCUCCGCUGGUCCUGGUGGGCUCCGCCCGACGCUACUGCCAGUCCGACGGGACCUGGAGCGGGACACAGCCCUCCUGCAUAGAUCCCAGCCACACAAGCUGUGUGGACCCCGGGGUCCCUUUGUUUGGACAGCAGAACAACACACAGGGUUUUCAGAUUGGCAGCACCCUGUUCUUCAGCUGUAGGAAAGGCUACCUGCUCCAGGGGUCUAUCUCCCGCACCUGUCUGCCCAACCUGACCUGGAGCGGCAUGCAGCCCGAGUGCAUCGCGCACCACUGCAGCCAGCCCGAGCUCCCCGCGCAGGCCGACGUGAGCGCCAUCGAGCUGCCCUCCCUGGGCUACACCCUCAUCUACGCCUGCCAGCCGGGGUUCUACCUCGCCGGCGGCUCGGAGCACCGGACCUGCCGGGCGGACGGGAGCUGGACCGGGAAGCCCCCGCAGUGCGCUGCUGAUAACAGACCAAAAACCAUCGGGACCGUGCAAGAGCCUCCCAAUGCCAAGCUCCCAGUGCCAGGUGGAGUCUUUGUGAAGAAUUCUCUGUGGCGCGGGUCUUAUGAGUACCUGGGGAAGAAGCAACCAGCCAUGUUGAGCAUUACAGCGUUCGAGCCCAUCAACAACCGCGUCAACGGAACGCUCAUCGACCACAGUGGGGUGGAGCUCAAACUGGCAGGGAUCUAUAAAAAGGAGGAGGCCCACCUUCUGCUCCAGGUGCACCAGAUUCGAGGGCCAGUAGAAAUCUUUGUCAACAAGUUCAAGAGUGAGAACUGGGCAUUGGACGGACAUGUAUCAUAUAUGGCUUCAACCAAUUCUUUUGUGUACCAAGGAUUUGUCAGAGGGAAAGGAUUUGGACAAUUUGGUCUUCAGAGGCUAGAUACAGAGAGUCUGGACCCAAACAGAGAAAACCCUGGCUACAACUUUGCAUCCAACAGCAGCUCAGUGGCCGCAGCCAUCCUAGUGCCUUUCAUAGCCAUGAUCAUUGCAGGAUUCGCGCUGUACCUCUAUAAACACAGGAGAAGACCCAAAGUUCCCUUCAACGGCUAUGCAGGCCAUGAGAACACCAACGGCAGGGCGACUUUCGAGAACCCCAUGUAUGACCGCAACAUCCAGCCCACAGACAUCAUGGCCAACGAGACAGAGUUCACCGUCAGCACAGUGUGUACGGCGGUAUAGCAUCCAUUCUCUCCCUCGGUCAUAUGUGCUUCACUCUCUUCAGAAGUGGAAACUGUCACAUGCCUUCAUACAAACUGCCUCUCCCCCUCUCACACCCCGCUGCUUGCAUGGGUCAGGCUGCUGCUGGUGGAAACCUCCUUUUUACUUACGGCUGAAAGAGAAGACGGGUUGAGGUGAGGAGUAACAAAGUGGUGAAAGGAGUCUUUUUGAAACAGCGGCUCUCGGCAACAGAGGAAACAAAACGAAAACUGACACCGAAAAAAAACUAAAACAAGGAGGAAUGACUUUAAGCGUCCUCAUAUCACGGCGUGGUGGAUAAACAAUGUUUAGCUCUUCGCCCUUGAACAUGGAAAUGCAAGGGUGAUCCCUCUUCAGACUGUGGUAUACAGCGGCCUUGCACAUUUACAGGCUCUCCUCAUCCUCACACGGCUAUCUGCUCUACAGAACCAGCUCCACAUAGAAGAAGCUUCCUCCAGACAGCCAGCACUCUGGUUCAUUUAUUUAUUUUUUUGCUCUUUAAGAAGCGAAAGGUCUGCUUUUUACACAGGAAGUGUCUUGGAUGGCCUUUCUGAGACAAACUGAUUAUUUUAUUUAUUAUUAUUAUUAUUAUUAUUAUUAUUAAUAUUAUGUUUUUGCUUUUUUUUGUAUGUCUCGCUUUUUACCCUGAUUUUAUCCCCCCAAAAUGAUUACCUGAAGGCACAUAGUACUGUCCCUAGUGCAAUGAGCAGGAAGAUUGUUUUGAAAAUUCUGAAGUAGCAUACAUUCUGUUAUGCCCAGCAUCUCCUUUCUGAAGGAGGGGCUGUGCAAUUAUUGGCAAGGAAUAGAUGACAGAGAUAAUGGUUAGAAAUAGUGGGGCUCCCAGGCAAUUCCAUCAGGAGAGAAUAUUUAAGGAUUUAUGAUUGUUGUGUGCUGUGUGUUAAUGAAAAUGUGUGUGUGUGUGUGUGUGCGUGUGCGUGUGUGUGUUUAGUGAAAAGAAGAAGAGCCAAACAUAUAAUUUGAACAUGCAGUGUUCACGUUGGCAGAUCUUGUCACGGAAGAACCCGAGGGGUGAAAUGACAAUUCAUUUCAUUUUAUUCUGUACUUCUAUCACUCACUCGUGAGGAGCCUUUCGUUUUGGGAGGGCACGGAGUUGAAUCCUUGAGGAGGAUAUUAAGUUCUUUCUCACAGCCCUGUGUGAGUUUCAGUGGAGCGGAGGUAGGUGCUUUGCCCCAAGGAAAUUCUACCUGCAAGCUGUUUGUCUCUCACAAACAGCACAUAACCUGAUUCUGCACAGACUGCUCUGCUGACAAAAUCCGUUGGUGGAUUCUCAGAAUUCAUAAUGCCCUGAUAUGUCGCACGUGCAGCUGAGAACAUUGGACUUAUUACCCGAAUAGUUCCUCUGGUUUUAUAACGAUAACACAGUUUGUACGGCUUGUAUUUCACCAUGUUAACGUUCGACACAUGAAGAGGACUGGUGUCACGCCAAGCUAUUUUAUAGGGCGUGGCCAACGAGUCCCUUUCAGCUUUACAUCCUAUGGCCGAGAACCCGAUGACCCCUCGAGACUAUCUGGCGUGUGAAGGGAGACGGCUCUCUCUGAGGUGCUCAACACUAAAUCAACGAACAGAAGGCUAGUCACUGCCUCCACGUCCCACUGACACUGAUAUUGGAGGCGGUUGGAGUGGAGACGAUGGGAUUUAAAAGGACCUGUCAGUUCUGAUUACAGAAUUUGCCCUGUCAUGUCGGACAAGGGCGAGGUGCACCGUGAAAGUCGAUGUCAUUUCACAGUCUGUGACCCUUUCAUGCAGACACCGUUCUUUGUCCGCGAGGGCCUUGUUGUACACGUAUACAGAGCAUUAUUUUCUCCAGCAUGGAGGCUAUCACCAAUGUAUUAAAUAGAGAUGCAGAGAAUGAGAAAGAGUGCGGAAGUACGGUGCAGGGCUUGUGUCUGUGCACUAGCGUCUCUCAUCGCUCACGUCUGACAGAUAUUAUAGUCACGUGAAAGAUUUCAGCCACCUGACAGUUUUCUCACAUCUACCAACAACAACAAAAAAAGGAAUCAAAAAAUGUAUUUAAAAAAAUAAAAGAAAUCAUACAUCUAAACACAAGAUUGUAUCUCUGUGGAGAGAAGGUUUAAAAUUGCAACUGCGUACAAAUGUAAGACUUUGACUUUUGGGUUUACUUGAGCAUGUCAUUCAUAUUGUAAACAAGGUUUGCAGAUUGGUGGCAGCAGGAGAGAUCUUGACUCUGCAAUUAGCACUUCCACGCUAUUCAAUUGGAAAUUAUGAAGGAGAUGACACAAAACCAUGUUUAUGUUGUGGUUUAUCUGCCUCUCAUCAAACCACUAAAUUUAUAAUGGUGGCCUAGUGGGUAAAUAAAGCAGAAGGAUCUUGGCAGCGGUGACAGGUUUUCAGGUUUUUUUUUCCUUCGGUUGUCGCAGUAGUAACAUAGCCGCAAGUGAAAAAGGUAAAACCUUGGAAGUUUCUUAAUUUAUACCGGGGGCUCAGAAAAGUAGAUGACAGUCUUGCAAGUGAGAAUAGGCUUGCUGACUCUUUUACAUUUGGUAUAUCUCUGCUUAUAUCUUUUCCUGAUUACACCCAGGACGCAGAAUGUUCUGGAAGAGUUCAAAGGCCAAAGGCCACUACUGGCCAGGUCAAAGACCGGCCAAUGAGGGGUACUGUACUACGAGGGGUUUUGUGGAUCUGUGAGUGAAGGAAUAAAACUUACUGUGCUAGUAGGGAGGUAAGUAAAGUGAAUUGAAACGCCUGCAGAAUAGUGAUGGUGAACGGUGUUUACAAGCAGCCCUCAGAAGACCCCAUCCUGAAUUUGAUUAAACCUGUUAAAUGUCUCUCUAUAUCAAAAUGCCUAGGUACACUGUGGAGGAUGCAAACACUGCCUGAGAACUACUGUAGCAGUAGCAGAUACGGCUGUAUCUUGCUUUUAAUCCGCAUUUCUGGGUUUGAUUCACCUGGUCCUAUCACAGUAUGCAACCAUUAAGAUGUGCUUACAAUGCCCUUAAAGGUCACAGGGCCUUUAUUUUCCAAAAAAAAAAAAAAAACAUAAUAAAAAAUGUAGAAGUAAUUAAAUCAAGUUUUUCUAUCAGUUAUAGGGUAAGGACAUGGAACACAGAUUUCAUUUUUCCUUGUAAGGAAUGUUUUGUCCAUAGAAAAAAUUAUUGAAAUUUGAUAUGAAAUCAGCAAUUUGUCAUAGACCGUUGGCAUUAUAAAUCAUAAACUGUGAACAGCUAUUUCCAAGUUCACCUUGAAGGCUGAUUUUGUUGUUUCAUGACUGGUAAACCAUAGCAUGGGAACAUUUACAGCUUCAGUCAGCCAAGAUGUGCUAUAACCAAUAUUUAUACUACAGUAAGCAUUUAAAAAUCCCUGACACUGCUUUGCACAAAAUGGAGCUUCUGAAAUAAAUCACUCCAUUGCAUUUCUGAUCUGUUGUACACUGUUUCGGUAAUUGCUUUUACAAUUUUAUUCCUUUUAAAUCCGUGGCUUAUCUCCACUGUAUGAAUUUAAUAUUGCCUGGUGCUUGUUGGAACAGUGUGGUUAUGAAAAAAAAAUUAUAUUUCCCAGAAGAUUUCACAGUCAAAGUGGUUGGUAGGCACAUUAUCUUACACCUAUUGGCAUUCACUUUAAAUCAUUUUUUCAGUUCUGUAAUUUCAUUCUGAACAUUUCUGGACUUUAUCAACACCUACGACAUCAUUGCUCUCUAUUUAGUUAUUGCACGUAUUUGGCUGUCUUGAUGAAUCCAUUUCUUUGCUCAUUUUAUCUCCCAUCACAAAAUCCAAGACAGACACUUCUGACACAUCUAGCAAAUUUAACAAAGGCAAAUUAAUCCAUGUAAAAUCAUUGUCAGGAAAUAAAAUUAAAGAUGGCUGAAAAACGGAAUUACGGGGCCACAAAAGCUUUUUCUCUUUGCUUCUUGAAUACCAAUAAUAUUUAUUCUGAUUGUGGUUUUUAUACACAUAGUAUAUGUUAAUAUGUAAAACAGGAACAUCAACUAUUUGUACAUAAUGUUAAAUAAUCAAUGAAAUGUCCAACCCAUUGCCAAAAUCCUGACUUUUACCGAUAUCCAUGUCAUAAAUCUCUAAGGUAGUUUUAAGAAUGUAUUUCUAUAAGUAGCACUUGCACCUGCUAUUUUUAUGUUAACCCAGUGUUAUUAUGUUGAAGUAAGAUAAUUAAAAUCCCUUCUGGAUAGUGAGGUUGGAUGGAUAAUUCUGCCAGUACAGGUUGCCUGUCACCUGCGGGGGUAUCCAGUGAAGCCCUACUUCUCGAAAGUUAGCUCGUUAGCAUCCAGAAAAUGCCAGCACUUCUGUUCUCCGUCUUCACCCACCUCUGCUUCAUCCACCUCUGCUUCAACUUCUUACCCUUAAAUCAUUAAUGUAAACAAAGACAGCAAAUCUAAUGGCCACCCUUUUCCCCCAGCAUUCUGACCCACACCAGAUUAUAAUUGCCCUUUCUCGUCCUGUUCGUGGUAGCAUUCUCUUUCAAAGACAAACAGCUUUUGGCAAUGAUUUGCUAACCCCCUCAUGUUCUUGCCUGAAGAUGAGGCUCUGUGGCUUGUCUUUAAUAUGGGAGAUGUUUACGUCAAUGCUGAGGCUUGAGACAUGUUCUUGAACUUUUAUACAAGCAGGAGCUCAUUAGAAUGGUCACAAAGUACUCUUGGCUUGCUCUUUUUUUUUCUUUUUUUUCCUUCUUCCUGAGUUGUAUCUAUUCAUUUGUCCUCCACAUUUUAUUUGGAGCGGACAUACAUCAAGUCAUAUAUAUUUUUUAAUAAUAGCAAUGAAGUGAUUGGGAUUGCUCUCAUUUUGACAAAAACAAAUAUUUAAUUUUGGAUAGUGCAUUACUGCAUGUAGUUAGCUUUUGAAAUAAUUAAUUUAAACUGAGCAUUCACAAAUGGCAGUGAUAAUUAGACCUCUCCUGUGUUCAAAGUAAAUGCAUGCCUUUACAAAUGUUAUCAGUAGCCACUGUUCACUUAUUUGCUUGUGUAUAUGAAUAUGGCCCUCGGUGAUUAUGGUCUGUAUACUUUCCAUGAUGGCGGUGACACAAACCACAGUCAAAGAAAGUUUAGGUUAGAAAACAGAAAAAGUGCCUCUUUGUUCCAGAAGAGCUACUGAAAGUUAUUUUUAAGGCAAAGUAUUAGAAUGUUAAUAGUAUGCAGUUGGAAUGACUUCUGUGCUCUGUCCAAAAUCACGUUAGAUCAUGAUGUUCUCAGUUUCUCGGUGGAACUCAUUUCGAAUGCAUUUUUUUUGUACCGUACUCCCUUUACCACAACAUCCCAGCUUCUAACACACGAUUAGAUGCUCUAUCGUCAGGGUAUUUUUGAACCUGGUACAAUAUCAUUUCACCCAUCUCACCCAUCCUUGGUCAUUUCAAGCAUGCCUAACACAAAGGGAACAGAAAGGGAGGGACGGUUAGGAUUGCAGAUUCUGUCUAAAGCAGGGUUGUCCGAGCUUAUCCAAAAAGGAGUGAUGUGGGUGCAGGUUUUUAUUUGAUCCCAGAACUAAGACAACUGAUUCUACUUAUCAAUUUUUUGACUUACAAGUUAAUUAGUUGAUUCUGAUGUAUUGCUGGAAUGAAACAAAAACCUGCACCCAGAACAGAUAAGACUGGACACCCCUGGUCUGAAGUGAGCCAGUGAACACAAACAGUGGAGAAAUAAAUGGCUGAUCACUGUAUCAAACAGAAAAUGAAUACAGCAUAUAUUUUGAAUGUAUUUUAGUAUCACCAAAAAGAGCAGCAUCUAUAUCUCGGUCUGUGAAGUGAUUCUUUCCCCCAAAAUAGCCCCUUUACUGGACAAAAUCAGACCUUUUUCCCAGCUCAGCUCAACCCAUUGCCCAAGGUGCCUAGCACAAACAUAACAGAAAGACAAUGUCCCCUAUAUCUGAGAAUCAUAUAUUAAUAUAUUUUCAAUGUAUAUUACAAAUUUUGAAUAUAUUUAAAGAUAUAUAUUUCAUAAGUUCAAAGUUUAUUUAAAGUAUAUACAUAAAGGAUCUUUACAUACAUACAUACAGUAAAUAUAUACCCAUCAUGAUCACGUUUGGUUGCUUUUUCUUGUAAUUGCUGAACAAUUUAUUUUACACAGAUAUUCUUUCUUAGCCCGAAUAAUGUUAGCUGUACCUUUGACUGACAAGGUGAAAACAAUCUGUCUAAAACGAUCUGUGUAGCCUACAUAAGAAUUGUUAUAAUCCAAAGCCUUGAGAGCAUAGAGUUCAACUUCUCAGGCAACUGUCUCCUUCCUAGCAUAGUUUGCUGUCUACCAAAAGGGUUUGCCGUAAAUUAAUAUGAAAAGACGGAUCUUAUGGAUCGUGACUAGAGAGACGAAGCCGGGGAGAAGUGACCCGUGGACACAGUUGAAAUAUCCAAGAGGAGAACAAAAAUCUUUUUUUUGUUGUUGUUUUUGUUUUGUACAGAGAUAUAUUUUUAUGAAAAUAAAUUUGUAAUAUAAAAGGGGGGAAGGAUUGACAGAUAUGUAAAUGUUUUUCAUUAUUGUAGUACAAAUGCUAGUGGAUAAAUAAAAAUAAAAGAUAAAAAUAAAAAGGUUUUUUUUUUUUUGUAAAUGUAAUAAAGAUUGUAUAUACAAGUUUACAUACUUAAUGUAAAUAUGUAAUACCCGACAUGGCUUGUCUGCAAUAUAUAAAAUGUAUUUUAUCCGUCUGUAUAUGAUGCUUUGCAUUGUGUCUAAGCUUAUUCUACUUUCUUGAACUUGAAACCUAUU
Anguilla rostrata (American eel) is the source of this 18123-nucleotide messenger RNA. It is a transcript of the gene csmd2, whose product is annotated as CUB and Sushi multiple domains 2. The record is from RefSeq and is a predicted model, not a curated record. Bases 609 to 11423 code for a protein of 3604 amino acids. Lineage: Eukaryota; Metazoa; Chordata; Actinopteri; Anguilliformes; Anguillidae. The transcript is spliced from 71 exons.